Molecule: messenger RNA, 990 nt
Organism: Neomonachus schauinslandi (Hawaiian monk seal)
Lineage: Eukaryota; Metazoa; Chordata; Mammalia; Carnivora; Phocidae
Gene: EN2
Product: engrailed homeobox 2
Exons: 2
Coding region: 1-990 (329 amino acids)
Biological process (GO): regulation of transcription by RNA polymerase II; multicellular organism development; neuron differentiation
Cellular component (GO): nucleus
Molecular function (GO): DNA-binding transcription factor activity, RNA polymerase II-specific; RNA polymerase II cis-regulatory region sequence-specific DNA binding
Source: RefSeq, a predicted model, not a curated record
AUGGAGGAGAAUGACCCCAAGCCCAGCGAAGCGGCGGCGGCGGAGGGGCAGCGACAGCCGGAAUCCAGCCCCAGUGGCGGCUCGGGCGGCGGCAGCAGCCCGGGCGACGCGGACACUGGCCGCCGGCGGGCUCUGAUGCUGCCCGCGGUCCUGCAGGCGCCGGGCAACCACCAGCACCCGCACCGCAUCACCAACUUCUUCAUCGACAACAUCCUGCGGCCGGAGUUCGGCCGGAGAAAGGACACGGGGACGUGUUGUGCCGGCGCGGGAGGAGGAAGAGGCGGCGGAGCCGGCGGGGAAGGCGGCGCGGGCGGCGCGGAAGGAGGCGGCGGCGCGGGCGGCGCCGAACAGCUCCUGGGGUCGGGCGGACAGGCCCGGCAGAACGCGCCCAGUGCGCCCGGUGCGGGCGGGCCACUGCCCGGCGGCGGCGGCGACUCUCCGGGCGACGGGGAAGGCGGCUCCAAGGCGCUCUCGCUGCACGGCGGCGCCAAGAAAGGCGGCGACGCCGGGGGCCCCCUGGACGGGGCGCUCAAGGCCCGCGCCUUGGGCGGCGGCGACUUAUCGGUGAGCUCGGACUCGGACAGCUCGCAGGCCAGCGCCAACCUGGGCGCGCAGCCCAUGCUUUGGCCGGCCUGGGUCUACUGCACGCGCUACUCGGACCGGCCUUCUUCAGGUCCCAGGUCUCGCAAACCAAAGAAGAAGAACCCCAACAAAGAAGACAAGCGGCCCCGCACGGCCUUCACGGCCGAGCAGCUGCAGAGGCUCAAGGCCGAGUUCCAGACCAACAGGUACCUGACCGAGCAGCGGCGCCAGAGCCUGGCGCAGGAGCUCAGCCUCAACGAGUCGCAGAUCAAGAUUUGGUUCCAGAACAAGCGCGCCAAGAUCAAGAAGGCCACGGGCAAUAAGAACACGCUGGCCGUGCACCUCAUGGCGCAGGGUCUGUACAACCACUCGACGACCGCCAAGGAGGGCAAGUCGGACAGCGAGUAG